This is a messenger RNA of Daldinia childiae, 462 nucleotides long. RefSeq lists its product as uncharacterized. The coding region runs from base 1 to 462 and encodes 153 amino acids. The record is from RefSeq and is a predicted model, not a curated record. The transcript has 3 exons. NCBI's taxonomy places the organism in Eukaryota, Fungi, Ascomycota, Sordariomycetes, Xylariales, Hypoxylaceae.
AUGAGGUGUCCGGUCGGCCUUCAUAUCUUCAACCCUGAUUUAGCUGCUCGGAUGGCUACGCUGGUCGGCGAGCAUUAUAGCUUGGACCGGACACGGCAACAGCCAUCGCGGGACCGUCGUGAGGAAGCGAUACAUUUGUUUCGCGAGGGUAUUGACGAGAUUCGCAGCAAUCUCUUAAAUGCUGAGCCCGUUGCUGAGCCCGCUGAUGAGCCUGCUGACGAGCCUCCUGCCGACUCACCUGCCGCAUUGCCGGUAGCCCAGCCCGCACCCCAGCCCACGAAGCGCAAGAACAACCACCUCGGUGCCCGUCAAAACGGCACAACGUACCUGGAGGCCGCCAGUAAGUUGUUUUGGCGGUGGAAAAAGGACGGCCACCGGCCAACUGUCAAUGAGAGGGUGUACCUCCGUGACGUCUGUGGUGUUCGACUCACCAACGCGUUUGACGGGGUAGACGGCCGAUAG